AUGAUUUUUAAUAGAAGAAUCUAGAAAGUUGUAUUUCAUCCAACCCCCCGCUAUUUUUUCUUUUAACCUCCAUAGUUUGAUGUUAAUAAAGAUUACUACAAAAUUCUUAAUUGCUCUCCUACAGAUCCUGAACAAAAAAUAAAAUAAGAAUAUUAUAAAUUAGCAAAAUAAUAUCAUCCUGACAUCAAUAAAGGAAAUGAAGAGAAAUUUAAAUAAAUAAAUGAAGCUUGGGAUGUAUUCAUAUCAUUUUAUUAUAGGUUUUGUCUGAUAAACAUAAAAAAUAAAAAUAUGAUUCAGCAAGAUCUUUUAGCAAUAACAUUAAUGAAACAAAUUUUAGAGAUAAUUAACAAUAUGGACAUGAAGAAUUUUUCAGAAAACAAGGUCCAAAUGGAUUUUAUUAGCAAUAUACUUAUAGAAGUAAUUACUUUAAAUUUAUAUUAAGGUAGUAGCAAUUAUUAACAAUUUUCAAAAUAAUAAAUGGAUGAAAUGCAAAGAUAGGCUCAAGAAUUCAUGAAUAUGUUUUAAAAUGGUCAAUUUAAUUAGUUCUCUUCAGCGUUUCGAUAAGCUACUUAAGGUGAUCCUAAAUUUCAUAGAGUUCAUACAUUCAUGAAUUUAGCUGAAAUGGCAGAAAAAUUCUAUCAAGAGAGAUAAAGAGCACAAAUGCAAAAUGAAAUAAAAAGAUAAUAAAAUGUAUAAUCUUUCGAAAAUAAAGAAGAGAAACUCAAAGAAUCCUUAAACAAUAUAAAAAGUGGAAUUAAAGGUUUAUGGGAUUAAUUUACUCAAAAAUGA
Paramecium sonneborni is the source of this 789-nucleotide messenger RNA. The record is from the annotation of a GenBank genome assembly. Lineage: Eukaryota; Ciliophora; Oligohymenophorea; Peniculida; Parameciidae.